CAGUUUAGUGGCGGGAGGGCGCUACUUGCGAUCGAGUGUACAAGGGGUUUGUGAACGAAAUUGGCCCACUUCGUGGACUCGGCGAAUUACUUUUCUAUUGUAUAACGCGAGGGACAAUACGCGGAAAGUGAUUCGUACAUCGAUUACAAAUUCGACAACAAUGUCGUUAAGAAAACGACAUUCUGCAUUUAUUUAAAUAUCGUCGAUGUACACUCUCGUCGCUGACCUGGAGACCGGCGACAGGAGCCAUGCCGCAGCACAACCCCUUUCAGAAGAGGUUGAUGACAAUGACAGCGACGAAACGUCAUCAUCUUGUCAGCUAGGGAACGCCGAUAGCAAGCCCAGCACCAUGGCGGCUGAGGAGGGUGCGCUGAGUGGCGGACUCGGGGCGAAAUUAAAAUGUCCGACCCCUAUAUCACGCUUGAGGGUGGAGAAGAUCGAGGGUGGCCUGAUGGUAGCUGGGGUUGUAAUAGCUGCGAACUGCCAGAUUGCUCUUCCGGCAUUCGGCUUCCUCUUUAUGCUCGUCGGCGCAGUACUCACCGGUGAUCGAACUCGACGAUGGCAAUGGAGCGUUUAUGUCACGAAGAAGAAAAAGAAGAAAAAAGAAGAAGAAGAAGGGGGGAGGAAGGGAGGAAGAAGAGGUGGCNUGGAAGAAGAAACGAAGGAAGAAAGAAGAAGGUUUGCUAACGGGCAACAGCUGGUCGUUUACUCGUUUGGCCACGGUUUCUUGGAUACAGCUGCGUCGUAUCGUGGGCCAGGGGAGGACGAGGACAAGGAUUCGUACGCGGCUAGGAUCGCAUUCACAGGAAAUUCGCGGAUCCUGGGACCUAUUUGUAUAGUCGUGGGCGCCCUUAUGCUCGCUCUAGGCGUGCUACUCUGCAUGCUCACCAGAAGGGCGAGAAGAAGGGAGCGCAGAGUCGGCUUCCAUUGCCCUCUUCACGGCGAUUUUUAUCCCGUUAGUCCUGUUCAAGGUGUCAAGAUGCUUGGAUUGUCGGGAAAGAAUGUUAGCGGCUGGUCGAAAAUUCCUUGUCUAAAAGGUCGUUCCUCGAGCAAAGGGAGCGCAUCCUCUGGCGGACACGUUGGUCCCCCGCAAUGUCCACACUCGGUGUUGAGCAGCACUCGCAGUUCAGUGAGCAGUUCACCAUUGAGCCCAUGCCCAACACCAAUGCCAUUUUUGGUCACUUCAGGCUCGGUCAGUAGCGGGAUGGUGCAAAGUGUCGGUGCUAAUUUAUCCCCGGACCAAACAUUCGGAUCGAUUCGAUCGCUGUCAGUUACGAGAGAAGUGGCCAGUUUCCCUCUGUCGAGAACGCCUACGCCGCCCCCGCAACACAGGUGGGUAAUUUUUCUCUAUUUCUCGCUCCUCCGUCUCGCUCGAUAA
Messenger RNA from Apis dorsata (giant honeybee), 1378 nucleotides. RefSeq lists its product as uncharacterized. NCBI's taxonomy places the organism in Eukaryota, Metazoa, Arthropoda, Insecta, Hymenoptera, Apidae. The record is from RefSeq and is a predicted model, not a curated record. The coding region runs from base 206 to 1378 and encodes 390 amino acids. The transcript is spliced from 7 exons.